Epinephelus moara (kelp grouper) is the source of this 7373-nucleotide messenger RNA. It is a transcript of the gene chrna11, whose product is annotated as cholinergic receptor, nicotinic, alpha 11. Lineage: Eukaryota; Metazoa; Chordata; Actinopteri; Perciformes; Serranidae. Gene Ontology annotation, molecular function: transmembrane signaling receptor activity; acetylcholine-gated monoatomic cation-selective channel activity. Gene Ontology annotation, biological process: monoatomic ion transmembrane transport; regulation of membrane potential; signal transduction. The transcript is spliced from 10 exons. Bases 171 to 1895 code for a protein of 574 amino acids. Gene Ontology annotation, cellular component: postsynaptic membrane; neuron projection; synapse. The record is from RefSeq and is a predicted model, not a curated record.
CUCCUUCUCUCCGAUGCCGACUGGAUGCAGACCGGGGGAUUUCCAGCAGCUUCCUGAGUCUGUCCUCCCUCUCCUCCUUCCCCUCCUCCUCCUCCUCCUCCUCCUCCUCCUUCAGCAUCCGGAGCGUCUCCUCUUCUGCCUCCUCUUUUCUCCUGCUCCUCACCACCAGGAUGUGGCACUCGGUGGCUCUGCUCCUCUCUGGAUUCUCUGCGUUGAUCCACGUGUCGCUGCAGGGUCCUCACCAGAGGAACCUGCUGAAGAACCUCCUGAAGGACUACAACCGGAUGGAGCGGCCGGUGGGCAACGACUCCCACCCUCUCACCGUUGUCUUCUCCCUCAGCAUGAUACAGAUCAUGGACGUGGAUGAGAAGAACCAGGUGCUCACUUCUAACAUGUGGCUACGGAUGAGUUGGUUCGACCACUAUCUCCAGUGGAACCAGAGUGAACAUCCUGGAGUGAAAAACCUCCGCUUCACCACCGACCAGGUCUGGACACCAGACAUUCUGCUCUACAACAGUGCAGAUGACGACUUUGACUCUACCUUUAAGACCAAUGUCCUGGUGAACUCCAGCGGCUAUGCCGAGUAUCUGCCUCCAGGAAUCUUUAUGAGCACAUGCAACGUGGAUGUUCGCUGGUUCCCUUUUGACAUCCAGAAGUGUGAGCUGAAGUUUGGCUCUUGGACGUACGAUGGCUGGCUGCUGGACCUUCAGAUGAAUGAUGCCGACAUCUCAGGGUACAUGCCCAAUGGAGAGUGGGACUUAAUAGGGGUUCCCGGCACCAAAAACGAGGUCUUCUAUGAUUGUUGUAAGGAGCCUUAUCCGGAUGUGACGUUUGUCGUGACAAUACGGCGACGGACGCUAUACUACGCCCUGAACCUGCUCAUCCCCUGUGUGCUGCUGUCUUCAAUGACCCUGCUCAUCUUUGUGCUGCCAGCUGACUCUGGGGAGAAGAUCUCACUGGGAAUCACCGUCCUGCUGUCUCUUACUGUGUUCAUGUUGCUGGUCGCAGAGAUCAUGCCAGCCACAUCAGACUCUGUCCCUCUUAUAGGUCAGUACUUUGCCAGUAUAAUGAUUAUCGUUGGGAUGUCAGUCAUCGCCACAGUGGUGGUUCUGCAGUACCAUCACCACGAUCCAAAUGGAGGAAACAUGCCGAAAUGGGUGCAGCUCGUCUUGCUGCAGUGGGUAGCAUGGUUCUUGCGUAUGAAGCGACCAGGAGAGAAUGACGACCCAGAGCGGCCCCCAUGUGCCCCCCACUUACGACGGUGCUCCUCUGGAUCCCAGAGCGGGAGCAUCCCAAACCCUCCGGACCCCACCCUCCACCCGCUGCACCCGCAGAACCUGGCCCCUCUCCAAACAGGGCCUCUCCAUGCGGGGCAUCCUCACCUCCACGCCCAGUCCAGCGCUAACAACAACGGGAACCUUCUUUACAUGGGCUACCAGAGCAUGGAGGACCCUUCAAUGCUCUCAGAGCCUCUCCAGAGGAAUAACAUCUCCGCAGGGCCUCCACGGGUAGCAGGAAGCCCGCCUCCACACCUCCCUUCUCAGUUCUGCAGCUCCCCACCACCUCCUACCCCUAAUAUGGAUACUGUAGGCUGCCCCAGCACUGUUUCCAGUGGUGGGGGCUUUGGAGGUGGCCCCGGAGGUCUUGGAGGGUGCUCGACUGUGGGGAUAGGAGACCCCCAGCUACAGGCCAUCUUGGAGGAGGUGCGUUACAUGGCAGACCGUUUCCGGGAGCAGGAUGAGGCAGAGAGCAUGGCCGACCAGUGGAAAUUUGCAGGCGCUGUAAUCGAUCGUCUGUGUCUGGUGGCAUUCAGUGUUUUCAACAUCAUAUGCACCAUCUCCAUCCUCAUGUCUGCUCCCAACUUUGUGGAAGCUAUUUCGAAGGACUUUGUUUGAAAGCAAGGGGGAAAAAAGAGGAGGGGAAGCGUGAAGGAAAGGAUGAGGGGAAUUAAAUAUAGGAUGAAGGAUGGAGCGGGCCCGGAUCCAAGGAAACCCAAUUUCCAGCGGACUGUAGGCUCUGUGAUUUGUGAUUGUGAGGAACUUGGAAAUAGAAAAAAACAACAAAUGGUUUUCUUUGCAAUACAUUCUGUUUUGUAACUGAAAUAUAGGAAGAAAACAGAUGAGGAAGGGGGCACAGAGUGAAGUUAAAAUGAGAUAAGGGUGAGCAGGGUGCUUUAUCAGAUUCUUGACAAGGUGAAAUGGAUUGUUGUGGUUAAUUCAAAGACUUUCUCCCCAAAAUUAGGGGGAAGAAUGAGUCAGAGAGAGAAAAAGAAAGAGAUUAUCAGUCCAAUGCAACCUCAAGUAAGAAAGCUCUUAAAGCGAGGGAGAGAUUGAGAGAGUAAGAGGGGGAAAGAGACAGGCAGACAGAUAGAGUCAGAUAAAUAAGACAGACAUUUGGCUGUUUUAUUUUCCUGAGGAGGAAAGACAGUCCUUCACUCCCACAUGUUGAGAACAGACUGCAUCAUUUAAAGUGAUGUGAGGAGCAGAGGGCGGGGAGAGGAGAAAAAGACUUUUACAAGGACAGACAACAAAGACCAGUCGUGAAGGACCGAGACAUCAUCCCUCGUGACACUGGCAGAGUUAGGUGGAGUAAGCAGCUUGAUGCUCGGAUACACAAUAGUGGACUGGAGAUCAGGAAGCAGAGAGGAACAGAACAGGAUGUCAUCUAUUAUUCAAUCACAACCGUCUAAUGACCGUCAAAUUGAAAGACCUUGGAUAAUCUUUAAGACUAAUAAGCUUUUAAAAGAUGAAGUCCCCUCUCUGCUCGCAAACCACUUUAAAUUUCCAGGGCCUUAUCUCUCUGAGACGAUUGCCAAUCUGCAACAAUCAGCAGAGAUCAAAAGCUCCUCAGCAGCGGGCACAGUGCAGUGCUUAUCACAACCGGGAAACUGAAUUAACCGGUCAUCAACAACGCAAUGGCCAGUGGCUGCACCACAGUGGAAACUUGAGCCAAUAAUAACUCAUGAAGCACUUACCUAACUGUGUCUGGCAGGUCCUAAUAGACCAACAGAUCUCAUUGGAUUUCAUAUUAAAGGUUUAAUAACUGAAAUGAGAGGUCAGGUCUUUAAAAGAACAUGCGAGGUACCAAAAUGGGAUAAGAUCAGUCAAAAUCCCCAAAUUUAAAUGGAGAGGCAACAUCCCAUCACAUUUUUGUCAGAUCCCUUCAGGGGGUUUAAAGCUUCAUCAGUGAUUUCUCAUGGAUCUAAUAUGAAAGAUGAGUUUUUAAUGGAGCUGUAUCUUCAUGAAAUUGAGUUCAGUUGAUAAAGUGUUGAUUUAAAGGGUCUUAAUUCAAAGUACAGCUUUCAGCCACAGGGCAUCUGCAGAAAUUGGUCCCUAAUAAACAACACAUGUCUUUAGUUACUUUGGGUUUGAGGGAAUUUGACUUUCUUGUGUCUGCGAGCAGUUUGAAUGUACGCUGAAUGCAAGGGUAGGCUAGUUUAAUUCAUGCAUCUCUAUGGGUUCAAAUGUUAAAAUUUUCCAAGGAUGUCUGUCUGACCUGACAAGGACAGAAUGUAUUACACAAUUCAUAAUAAACCAACACAUUCUUAUCCCAGGUCAUCAAAUACCGACGCUUUGUUACAUCCCCUGUGUGUAAUAGCGACGCUGAGAUACACCUCAUGACGUCUGUAUAUGUUUUUGUUUCAAAUAAGUACCUAAGGUGUCCAAAAUACACCACGUGAGUGACAUUAAUACGUCAUGGAUGGACCGAAUUUACUUAAUGUUGCGUUAAAACAGCCCUGACUUUUGGUUUCACACUCUCCUGGAUGAAAAUCUGUGUUUGUUUGACUCGUCCACAUCCCCUCCCUCCAGCCCUACACAGACUCUCUCGCUCUUUAUACUACUGCAGUUGCUCUGAGCGUCAAAUACUACAAUAUAUUGCAAAUAUUGGAAUUAGUUAAAGCCCAGUGCAUUUCAUGGAGAUGCCAAAGGGUGCCUCGGUGUUUGACAACCUGGGAAAGAGAACUGGCUGGAUUAACACAGAAAUUACAUUAUGCCAAACCUCCAGUCUGUUUUUUGUUUACCUACUCCGGCUGUGUCCAACAUCAUUUCUGUUUUACUAUAGAGUUUCUUAACCCUAACCUACAGUGGAGUGUCUGUGGCAUGUAACAUCUCUGCAAACAUCCCACUAUUCCACUGGGAAUAGUGAAGCGUUAGUAAGGGUGUUAUUUUGGUCACAGCCCAAGGGAAUAAGAGAAGGAUAAAUCGUUCAAAAUACCUAGAAGCAACUGAAAUCAACCUGGAAGUACCUUCAGCACUGCCUCUCUGUAUAAUUCAGCAAAAGUAAUUGCUGAGUCUUCCCAAUGCAUCGCUGAUUUCAAGAUAAUGUCACAUUCUCUUUAAUAUUAGUUUUCAUGUGGAUAUAGCCAGUGGAAAUGUAUAAUUUCAGGAAAUAAAUCUAACUAUUGGAUCUUUCUGUAUUUGUGAAAACAGUAGUAUAAAUAGUAGUUUACUGCAUCAUGCACAUAUACUGUAGGUGCCCAGCCCACACACAUAACAUAACUGGUGAAAACAAACAAAGCACUAAACCCUGGAUAAAGUGUAUUUCCCUGUAUUUGAGUGGCAGAUACCUAUGAAAUGAGCAAAGCAAGCUAAGCUCACUACUCGACCAUACAUUCAAACUGUAAGCAGACACAUUAUCCCUCCUCAAAACCAAACCACCCUAAAAUGAUAAGGCUGGAGUGACUGUAUAAUUUUGUAUUGUUAACAAAUCCCAGAAAGAAAAACUCCUUAAAACAGGUCACAAGCAUGUAUUUUCAUUUGAUUUUAAACAAAAUUUAACUAAAGUUUUUUAGCAAAAAAUGGUCAAACAGGAGUAAGUAGUGCAUUUUGUGGGGACUAUUUUCAGCUGCGGAUUAACACACAUUUGGUGCUCUAGGGAGUAUUUACAACAGCAGGACUGUGUAUGUAGGACUGACUCUACAUAAACAACCAUUUUUAAAAAUUGUAAUUAAGGAAUAUUCAGGUGUUGUUGGAUUUGCCACAGAGUGCUGCAGAAAUGAGUCCAAAAACGUGGAAAUGUGUUUGCACUGCGUGUUCCCUUGUCUUGAAGUCAACGGGUUUUUUGAAAAGGUUUUAACAACAAGGAUUUUAACACAAGCGAGACAUUGACAUUUUGUUCUGUGGCAUAAAAUACAUCAGUAAAUCAAUGUAUCUUCAUACAAUAGUUUGUGUGAUGAAUUAGAGCCCAACGAAUGAGGUUACAUAUUUAAUGUUAAAUUACUCAAGUUAGGUUUAAGCCAGUAAAUUUACUGUGGUUAUGUUUAGGAAAAGAAACAUGGUGAUGACAUACCUUUAAAUGACUCAAAGUUCACAAGCUAAAGUCCUGGGAAAUUUUUGUUUUGUGACCCAUCGACAACCUCAACCUGCCUCCUCACAGGACCGUUUCCUUCUUUACUUCCAUCAGUGCAUUGGUCAUGUGAUUGCAGCCCUCCUAAAUGUGGGUUAUACGCAAAUUACUGGCUAAUGAAUAUGAGGGACAUGUAAGAAUUUUGGUGCAUUCAUUUUUGUAGAAAAACAUAGGAACAGUGCAUGAGAACAGCCUGAGUUAUAGUCUAAUGUUAGCUUUUUAUUUUUUACUAUGAUUCGUUAACGCUUCAAAAAUCAUCAAAGUGUUUAUUUGUGAAGAUUAUGUUGCUGAACACUUUUCAGUAUGAUAAACAUUUGCUUACCAAAGAGCUUACUCUCUGCAAUAAUCUAAAAUCCAGUGGAAAAAAUCCCAUUGGCUUUUUGUCAAGGGAACCAGGGCGACACUAAGGACGCAUUCACACUGGCGCUAUUUGGUCCGCUUUAAACGCACCCUGGUCCGCAUCCACGGAUAGUUUGGUUUGUUUGGAGUGGUGUGAACGCUCAUUCGAACUCUGGUGCAGACCAAACGAGCGAACCCUGGUCCGCUUGAAAACUGGGGGUCUCUGUUCACUUGCAAGUGAACCCUGGUGCGGGUUGCUUACAGUGGGAAAUGCAAAUGGACUAUUCAGCGAACCAAAGAGAGGAAGUGAACCAAAGAAAGGAAGUGAUGUAGAAUGCAGUGCAUUUUGGGUAGAAAAAAACAAAGCCAACAGCAUGAACUGGGAGAGGCAGAGGCAAAAAAAGAAAAAGUUGGAAAAUGUCUCGUGGGCAGACGUGGAACAGUGAGGAAGUGCAGGUGCUCAAUGAUAUAUAGUCAUAGGACUAUGGCUGGCUGUCGGCUCAAGGGGAUGGAUUUCUGUUUUUGGUCCUGGCCAAUCGAUGAGCCGGGUUUUCUUCUUCCUCAUGCUUAUUUUCUUCCUGGUCAGUGGUCAUUUUGGGCAAUACCGCCCCCAAACGAGCAGCUGUUGUAACUGCGUGAUGUUGUCCAGGCGGUUUGGUCCACUUUAAAAAGUGCAGUGUGAAAGUGAACCGAACCAAAUGAAGGUGUGAAAUUUUUCAUCAUUCCCUGCCCAAUCAAACUGAAUCCCCCGGACUAUCCUGGUGUGAAUGCACCCUACCUCCAGGUUGGCCUACAAAAAAAAGUCAUCCCUGCAGCACUACCAAGUGGCAACCUCCAGGGCUGGAAAAUAAAGCCAACGCCAAAGUGCCAAAACUACAGUUCCUUGAAUGGCCACUUGUAAAAAGUAAAUCUCCACAGAUAUCCUUUUAAAAAUGCCUAAAUUUACAUUAGAAAUGAAGACAUUUAUAGCCUAGUACAACAAAACGUUUUGCUCUCUAUAUGUCCCAUUCAUGACAACUGCAGGCGAGGUAAAAUGUUCAUAUAACUAGCCUGUUUAAAUUUUAAGACCUAAAAUUUGUAUAAUUAAGGGUGUGACGGCUUUGAGUGUCAGGCUGCCUGCAAGGUAUCGCCACAGUCUAUUAGUCAAAUCAACUGCUCGCUCCUCUACACCCCCAUUCUUUCGCCCAAAUAUGGUCACUUCUGGCUCCAAAAAUCCAUGAUGGCCAACAACGGCCAAAAUGCUGAAUUGGAGGCUUCAAAAUGGGAGUUCAAAAACCAACUGGUGAUGUCACUGUUAUUUAUAUACAGUCUAGGGUGUUUUCAUGGGAUUUGAUGACAAUACGAAAUAUACUGUAUAUAUUAUAUCAACAGCUUUAUCCUUUAAGAAAUCCAUUGAAGUUUACUCAACGCAAAGAUCCAAUAAGACAAAAAAGAUUUACUACAUUCCUGACCUACACUGUCUCUAGUGGCUAUACACAUGCAUUAUUUCAGUAUGAAUUGCUACAUAGACUGUAGAGACAGUUGUACAAAUACUUUAUCUCUACACCUCUCUUCAUCUUCUGUCUCCUCUCUCUUCCUCUCUAAAGUCAAAUCUCCUAGCAGGCAGAAAGUAAACUUCCUGCCAGGGGGGUUUGUUGAAGGAUGUUUUCCUUCCAGCACAUACUGACACCUCAACACUCACAUCUGUA